UGCAGCCCUUUGACCGAAAAUACGCCUAUCUGCGGAUUUUAAAGUCCUUCACGCAGUCAAAUGCGGAAGUGGUAACAAGUACCGCUCCGGGCUCGGGUGGAGUAGGAGCAGCUUCGACAGGGAUUAGUAACAUGCUAGUACCCGACCACGACAAUAAUUUUUCUCCCCUGGAGCUUCUGACCGGAAAAAUCUUACUCGACGGCUCCCACACGAAGGGCCUGUUGCAGGAGUCUUUGGAAGCGAAAGUCGACCAUUUGAACCGGAAAAGAGAGAUGAAAAUGAAGGGCAACAACUCGAGUGGUUCUUCCAGUAACGGCGCAGGAGAGCUGUUGAUGAACAACAAGAUUUCCUCCUCCAAUGACACUACCAGCGAAUUUCGGAGCAUCAUGGAGUCGCUGGGGCUCGACGCCCUUCGUCGCGGGAAGUACAUCCUGGCGUUGCGGUUUCUCCACCUGUCCACCAACUACCGGAAAGUGUUGGAAACCAUGCAGCGGAUUCUGCGGCUCCCCGCUUUCACGGAGGUGGCCAGCUGCGGCAGCCGCAACUUGUCUUCCGGUGCCACCUUCACCCCCGGUCAGGAGCCGAUUGGCGGGGGCGGGGCUGGUGGUGGAGCCACUAGUACUUCCAUGUCGGGAGGUGCGGCUAGUACUACCGCGUGGACAAAUAGUUUUAAACUGCGGCAAUUAGAACAGGAGUGCCGCAAGUUCUUGAGCAUGUACGCCGAUUACGGGGCGUCGUUCGGAAUCGAUGUGAAUUCCUCUAACAACUCCGGUAUGGUUGUGACAAACGCGGCGGAUCAUGGCACCCGUGCGGCGCAACAGACCACGCGGAGUUCGGACGAAAUCACGAGGGUGUGGAGGUUCGUCUGCAAGCUGUGGCGGUUGAAACACUUCCACGACUGCGUCCGGGACCAGGGAAGGUAUAGAAUUAGAAGUUUGUUCUAUGAUCAUGUACUUAGUACGAACGGCUUUUGAAGAAGAUGCUGCGAAGAGGUGUUGUCAUGCAAAACUCACAACAUCGCAAUCGCAAUGCAUGCUUGGUCGUGCAGAACAUUUCGACAUAAUGCAAAUAAUUAUCAAAAAAGAACGACCUCUACAACGUGAACUCAGGUACGAAGAGGCUUUAGAGCUUUUCGAUCGGGAGGAAUUUCUUUCCAACCCGGAUGAGCAAAUGCUCCCCGGCUUUUUUUCCGUCGACUACACCAAAAUCCUGGAGACGUACAUCAGCCUACUGACGCGGUACUACGCGGCGGACCAUUUCGGGAAUACCGCGGGGGGCGGCAUGCUGCAGGACCAGCUGCUGCCCGGGAGUUCGGGAUCCCAAAUCUUGCGGCAGAGGCUGCUGCAGGUUCAGAACUUUCUGUCGAAAAACGGACACAUCUCUGUGUCACCGAACGCGCGGUACUUUAUGCAGCAACUAUCGCUGAAGUGAGGCGGGAGGUUUUUGAUGUUGUUCUGAGCCAGCAUGUAGUUGCGGCGAAGUCAAGGACAACGAGCAGUACGAAUUUUCCAGAAGAAAAAAAUGGAGAAGAUUUAUCACGCGCAUUUAGUAUUUUUCCAUUGUUUAUUUCCAAGAAAUAAUGAUCUUCUUGUUCUGGAGCCGCUGCAUCGAGGUUCAGUUCACCACGAGAAGAACACCAGAUGAUUUUUUUCGGUGGUCAGAAGUGGAGGAAAGUAACACGAUGAAAAUAAAUACAUGGUCAGCUACUUCAGAAGUUGUACGCGGCUUGUUUUAACAAGUAGAAAAGGCGACGCUGAAGGGUCGUGUCCGCAUCUAGUCGACAUCUUUGAAUUUAUACAAUGAAUCUUUCUUGCGACAAAAUAAAUACCUUGCGCUUGCCC
Molecule: messenger RNA, 1841 nt
Organism: Amoebophrya sp. A120
Lineage: Eukaryota; Dinophyceae; Syndiniales; Amoebophryaceae
Source: the annotation of a GenBank genome assembly